AUGGCUUUUAGAAAUACCAGUCCUCAUAAUAGUGCUUUAAAAAGACCUAUUUCGGUCGAUAAAUCUGAAUUUUUUGAUAUGUUGGAACCACUAGAAAUUAAUAUUCCCGUAUACCAUGAAAAUUUGUUGAUAAGUAAAAAUACUUUAAGCGCUUGCAUAGCAAAUCUGCCAGAUUUUCUGGAAAUAUAUACUGACGCAUCAAAACAAAAUGACGGUACGGGGUGUGCAUUCUAUAUACCAUCAGCAAACAUUCAAGAAAAAUUCAAACUAAAUAGCAGUACUUCCAUUUUUUCUGCAGAAGUUAUUGGUAUUAUUAAAGCCUGUGAGUAUAUCGAAAAAAGCAAGUUAAAAAAAAUACAUCUUUUGAGUGACUCCUUAUCGGUUCUUAAAUGCAUCGCUAACCCAAUUAAUGUGGUGGCUACUGAUAUAAAUCCUUUUAUUAAAGAACUAAAAUUAAAAAUUCAUAAAUUAAGAAAAAGUCACUACGAAUUAAAAUUCACUUGGGUAAAAGCUCAUAUAGGACUUCGUGGAAAUGAAGUAGUAGAUUCCUUAGCCAAAGAAAGCGUCACAACUGGACAGUAUAUGGAGAACAAUUUAGGAGCUCAAGAAUAUUUAACGAUAUCUAAACGUAAUUUUAAGGAAAAAUGGGAAUUGCACUGGAAAAAAAUAUUGCGGUAA
Diabrotica virgifera virgifera (western corn rootworm) is the source of this 678-nucleotide messenger RNA. RefSeq names its product ribonuclease H-like. Gene Ontology annotation, molecular function: RNA-DNA hybrid ribonuclease activity; nucleic acid binding. Gene Ontology annotation, biological process: DNA replication, removal of RNA primer. The transcript has a single exon. Bases 1 to 678 code for a protein of 225 amino acids. Lineage: Eukaryota; Metazoa; Arthropoda; Insecta; Coleoptera; Chrysomelidae. The record is from RefSeq and is a predicted model, not a curated record.